AAGGAACCGUCCAAGUGGGUUUUCCGGGUUGAUGGAUCUGUUUCUCUCUGACUGUUGAAUCUGUGAUUAUUUGGGACUCUGCUGGUUCAGGAUGCUGCUGGUUUUGUCUGAAGACCAUAAAGAGCACCUGGCCUUCCUGCCGAAGGUUGACACCGCAGUGGUUGGAGAGUUUGGUCGCAUAGCGCUGGAGUUCUUAAGGAGAGGAACCAGUCCCAAAAUCUAUGAGGGAGCAGCCAGAAAGCUUUCUGUUCCUGUGGAAAUGGUGCAGCAUGGAGUGGAGGGCCUGAUGUACCUGAUGACAGAGAGCUCUAAACACAUGAUCUCUGAAGUGGACUUUCUGGACUCAGUACUGGUUUUAGGGUUUGGCGAAGAGCUUAACCAGAUCCUCUUACAGCUCUACCUGCAACAUCACAGUCAGAUCCGCAGCAUCCUGAGUCAGCUGCCCUCCAACCUGCCUGCCUACCACAACCUGGAAUGGAGAUUGGAUGUACAGCUGGCGAGUCGUCCAGUCCGUCAGCAGGUCAUUCCCAUGCUGACGAUGCGUCUGCUCCUGACAAAAGGUUCUGACAGCCGUGGUGACUACAGCAGAAGGGUUCUCCAGACAGACCCCAGCACCCUCCUGCACCUCAUCUCCACACUAGAGGCCGCUCUAGCUGCCAUGAAAACAAGUCAUGCUCGCCGCAUAUGUCGCAACAUCAAAUAACCCCUCCUGGUCACUAUCUACGUGACCUGUGCCUCCCGCCACCUGCGGAACAUCACAUUACUGCCUCCAUACCUGGACACAAUAAGCAGCGUCUCUGCGUUCUGUGGUGUAGCGUUGAUCUGGUCCUGGAUCGUAAACUAGGUUUUUACCCAUCAGAUUGGCAAAUGGUUGUCACUUUUUUUACCCUUGAGUCACGAUAUGUGCCAGAUAGUAUUGACUGUAUUGUAAAUAAUGUUUCUACAGUGCUGCUGAUAUUGUAUUAAAGUGUAAGAAAGAAAUGAAAUGCCAUUCUUGUGGUUUGUCAAAGCCAGCAGUGUAAAGGCAGAAAGGCCCUGACUUUAUCUGUCAGAAUUUGAAUGGACCAUACAGUGUUUACAGGAAUACUUUGCCCACAAAAUGAUCAUUUGCUCAGGACUUCCCAGGCUUGAUUGAGACUGCUUAUGAUGACUCUACGUCGGCUUUAUGAAAGAGAUUAUUCAUUAGAUACUCUGUUUGUUGGGUUCAUUGAGCAUGCUUGUCACAAAAAGUCUUUAGUCAAGUCAAGCUGUUUUAAACCUCCUUUAAACAAAAAUUUCCUGAAAAUAAACCUGACUUACUGAA
Plectropomus leopardus (leopard coralgrouper) is the source of this 1303-nucleotide messenger RNA. It is a transcript of the gene commd2, whose product is annotated as COMM domain containing 2. NCBI's taxonomy places the organism in Eukaryota, Metazoa, Chordata, Actinopteri, Perciformes, Serranidae. The record is from RefSeq and is a predicted model, not a curated record.